UUUUAUUUGCUUUGGUCGCUUGUUCAUGUGACAAAAUAGGACACAGAGCUUCCAUAUUUGCGUUUUUCAAUCAAAUAGUAAAACAACAUGCAUUUUAUACUAACCACCUUAGUGAGUAGUCUGCUCAUGGUACGGUGGGUACAGCCUGUGACAGGCAUGAAGAUAGUGGUCAACUCCUCUGUGCCAGUGGGAGAACUCAAACACUUUUGGAAAUCAACUGGAUUUUGCCCUCCACUUCCACAUCAGGAUGCAUACAAGUUUGAUCUCAGCAAUGAUAUGACACAGAACUUGGCACUGAUUGGUACAGUACCUCAUGGUGGUAUCAAACAAGUGCGAAUCCACUGGCUGUUUGAUCUUGUGACAGUCAUCAGUAACGAGCCAUUUAAACCACAUGUGUAUAAUUUUACUUUACUGGACAAUAUGAUGGACCUGCUGUACCAGAAUGGACUCAAACCAGGCUUUGAGCUGAUGGGUAAUCCGUCAAACAUAUUCACAAACUUUGAGGAGAAAUCCUUGGUGAUGAACUGGAAAGAUCUGGUUACUAAGACAGCCCAGAGAUAUGUAGAUCAAUAUGGACUAGGUUAUGUGGUUGACUGGAAUUUUGAAACCUGGAAUGAACCUGACUGUCAUGACUUCGAUGCCUUGAAUAUGACAGUUCAAGGUUUUCUCAAUUACUAUGACGCCUGCUCAGAAGGACUGAAAGCUGUAUCAGAUCAGCUGAGGUUGGGAGGCCCUGGUGAUGGAUGCCGAAGGUCCUUAUACUCGGACGCACUUCUUGAUCAUGUUGUAAAUGGGAUCAAUUAUUUUACUGGAGAAAGAGGCGUCAGAAUUGAUUUCUUGGCCUAUCAUAAAAAGGGAAGUGGAUCAUCGGACAUAAUACUGAAUGAUGAAAUAUCUUUGAUGAAAAAUAUUUCAAAGAAAUAUCCCUCAUUGGCUAACAAACCAUUUUACAAUGAUGAAGCUGACCCACUUGUAGGUUGGUCCAAAGACGAGCAAUGGAGAGCUGACUCUACAUAUGCUGCUAUGGUUGCUAAGAUAGUUGUUCAACAUCAGAAUCACUUUAUAUCCAACCCUUCACCAGAAAUCAAGAACUACACAUUGCUAAGCAACGACAAUGGUUUCCUGAGCUGGUACCCACAUCAGUUUACCCAGCGUACAUUGCUGGCACGGUUCCAGAUAAAUACUACAGAACCACCUCAUACACACUUCUUCCAGAAACCUGUGUUUUCUGUGAUGGGUUUACUGUCCCUUCUUGGAGAAAAGCAAAUUCAGACGUCGAUAUCAGAUGAUAGUGGAAGGCUUGUGUCAGAUGAUGGAGAGUUUGGGGUUUUAUCAAGUGUACAUAACCCAGCUUUCAAAGGCACUUCUGAUAGCUGGCAGAUAGCAUCCCUGAUUUACUUUAGUAAUGACACAGGACCUCAGAAGGGCAGCACACAUGUUGAUGUGUAUAUGGAUAUCAACCCCCCGUCUGGGGCUUCUCAAGAGAUGGUAUUGGUCAGUUGGAUACUGGACAAUACCUUUGGUAACCCAUAUGCCAUCUGGGAACAGUAUGGAAAGCCCGAUUACCCAACUUUAGAACAGAUGACUUUAAUGAGAGGAAUAGAGGGAGCUAAAGCAUUGUUUAACAUUACUGUGGAAACCGGGUACCAAUACUUGGGAAAGUUCUUCUUGCAGGAGCCAGCAGUGCUGUUAGUACAUGUAUGUUCUAAACCUUCAUACCAACCAGACCAGCCUAACAAUGUGAAUGUUUACAAUAUAACAGCUGGUCAGGUCCUAAUAACAUGGUCAGAUAAUUGUGUAAACUCAAGGUGUGUUCUCACAUAUGAUAUUCAGUACUCCAUAACAGAUGACGAGGGAUCUUACAUUUCCAUUGUGCCAGAAGAAAGACGAAAAUUAGCUACCUCAUUUGUGUACACUCCAUCUCCUAAGAAAGGGAUAUCACCAGAUGAUCAGGUGGUAGGAUUUUACAAAGUUAGAGCAAUUGAUUACUUCAUAAACUACAGUGAGUUCUCCUUGCCCACACGAUAUCCAGACUCUUAGUGAAUAGCAUUCCUGCUGUACAGAUAUGCAGCAAGUUCUCCUUGCCCACACAAUACCCAGACUCUUGGUGAAUAGCAUUCCUACUGUACAGAUAUGCAAUGGAAUUUAGAAAUUUGUUGGCUAUUCUGUCAGUGACCGAAAACACAUUUUUUCUGAAACAGAAAAACAUUAGUUUAUGACGAUAGCCACUAGCAUGCAUACAUAAAGCAAUAGUUUUAAUAUAGGCUGAUAAAUUUCUUGUUACCACUAGCUGACAGAACUGAAAUGCAAGUUAAUUGUUCAUACCUCUAACUCCUGAAGAUAUUGUUUUCAUUGUGAAAUGUAAGGGCUAUUUUACUGCAAUGGAGUUCAACAAGCUUUUGGAAUAAUCGGCAAAAAAGAAGCUCAGAUAUGAAAUAUGUUUCUGUUAAAAGAUUAGAAAAUAUCAUUUGAGCCGUGCCAUGAGAAAACCAAUAUAGUGGCUUUGCAACCAGCAUGGAUCCAGACCAGCCUGCGCAUCUGCACAGUCUGGUCAGGAUCCGUGCUGUUCGCAUUCAAAGCCUGUUGGAAUUAGAGAAACUGUUAGCGAACAGCAUGGAUCCUGACCAGUCUGCGCGAAUGCGCAGGCUGGUCUGGAUCCAUCUUGGUCGCAAAGCCACUAUGAUGGUUUUCUCAUGGCGCGGCUCAUUUGUAACCUAGAUUUACACUUAGUGCUUGAACUUAUUCAUGUGAGAAGCAAAAUUAUAAAAAUCAACUAGCCUAACUGGAUAAAUGAAUAAACACUUCUUGUGUAUACCAGAAAUUAAUACUGCAUUCAAUUUAAUAAUUGACUAUUUUACUGCUGUUUUACUUAAAGAAAUGAUAAUAAUUACCAGGUAUGUACCUUAUGUUUUGACUGUAUAUCUGUUUUUGAGAAUUUUCCUUGGUGCUGCAUAUUCGUGAUAUUCUGUGAUAAAAUAUUAGAUGUGCAAUAUAUGUAUAUACUAUGUAAGUUCUAAUUUUGCUAAUAAACUUUAGAUACUUUAUAUUAUAUAAAUUCUAAUUUUGCUAAUAAAAUUAAAAAAAUUC
Messenger RNA from Mercenaria mercenaria, 3087 nucleotides. Its product is annotated as alpha-L-iduronidase-like. The transcript is spliced from 16 exons. Bases 88 to 2040 code for a protein of 650 amino acids. Gene Ontology annotation, biological process: carbohydrate metabolic process. Gene Ontology annotation, molecular function: L-iduronidase activity; protein binding. NCBI's taxonomy places the organism in Eukaryota, Metazoa, Mollusca, Bivalvia, Venerida, Veneridae. The record is from RefSeq and is a predicted model, not a curated record.